Messenger RNA from Gossypium raimondii (Peruvian cotton), 3206 nucleotides. RefSeq names its product MDIS1-interacting receptor like kinase 2. Gene Ontology annotation, molecular function: protein kinase activity; ATP binding; protein binding. Gene Ontology annotation, cellular component: plasma membrane. The transcript is spliced from 2 exons. Gene Ontology annotation, biological process: protein phosphorylation; hormone-mediated signaling pathway. The record is from RefSeq and is a predicted model, not a curated record. The coding region runs from base 1 to 3141 and encodes 1046 amino acids. Lineage: Eukaryota; Viridiplantae; Streptophyta; Magnoliopsida; Malvales; Malvaceae.
AUGGCAUUCUCUUUUUACACUUGUUUUGUUAUUUUACUUUUUUCACUCUCUAUAACAGUGAGGAGCAGUGAGAUUACUAGUGCAACAAAUAAUGAUUCAGAAUCUCUUUUAUCUGAGGAAAAAGCAUUGCUGGAAACUGGGUGGUGGAGUAGCUACAGCAACAUAGGUGUUCACCAUUGUACAUGGCCUGGUGUCAGAUGUAAUGCUGCUGGAAGUGUCAUCGAGAUUGAUCUUAGUGGCCAUGGUCUAAAUGGGACUAUAACACCUCAAAUAGGUGCACUUUCAAAACUCAAGUCCCUCAACCUGUCCUCAAAUAAUCUUAGAGGUGAGUUACCUUCUUCACUUGGAAACCUUACUCAAUUGGCAGUGCUUGAUGUUUCUUAUAAUGAAAUUCAUUCCAUUCCCUUGGAAAUUGACAAGAUGGAGAAUCUUGUUACUCUAAAUUUGACGAGGAACCUCAUCGUUCAUCUGCCUUCAGCUAUAGGUCUUUUGACCAAUCUCACUCACUUGAUUAUGAACUCUAAUCCAUUACGGAGCAUAGUCCCUCCCCAUAUAUGGAACCUGAAAAAGCUAAGGACUCUCCACCUCCGAAACUGCCAGCUCAAUAGUUCCAUUCCUCCAUAUAUAGGAAAGUUGAAGAGUUUGGUUAAUCUCCAUCUCUCAAGCAACAUGCUUGUUGGUCCAAUCCCAUCUUCUAUCACCAACCUAACUAAUCUACAGUCGUUGCUCCUUCAAGGCAACCAACUUAAUGGAUCCAUUCCACGAGAAAUUGGGAGACUGACAAAUUUGAUUACAUUGAAUCUAUCUUCUAAUAAUCUUGUUGGUCCAAUCCCAUCUUCUGUCAACAACUUGACCAAUCUUGCAUCGUUGGUUCUUUAUGGAAACCAACUUAAUGGACCCAUUCCACAAGAAAUUGGGAGACUGACAAAUUUGAUUACAUUGGAUCUAUCUUUUAAUAUGCUUGUUGGUCCAAUCCCAUCUUCUGUCAACAAUGUAACCAAUCUAGGGUCGUUGCUCCUUCAGCAUAACCAACUUAAUGGAUCCAUUCCACAAGAAAUUGGUAGGCUAACGAAUUUGGUUACACUGGAUCUAUCCUCCAAUAUGCUUUUGGGCCCACUCCCACCAAAUUUGGGUAAUUUAUCCAGUCUGGAAUAUUUAGAUCUUUAUACAAAUAAAAUAAAUGGUUCCAUCCCAUUAGAAAUAAAAAAUCUUAAGAGGUUGACUAACUUGGAUCUUGGUGCCAAUAACUUGAGUGGUCAAAUCCCUUCAUUUCUAGGUCUUUUACCCAACAUGAGUCUUUUGUGGCUUGACUCAAAUCUUUUUGAAGGUUUCAUCCCAAUAGAUAUUGGAAAAUCAAAGAAUCUGACUCUAUUGUUCCUCUCUGAUAACAAACUCACUGGCUCAAUCCCUUCAUCUCUUUGUUACUUGACCAAUUUGCUGUGGUUGUUCCUUGACAGAAAUCUUUUACAUGGUCCCAUCCCUUCUCAAAUUGGAAAUAUGACCAAUCUAAAAGAGUUGCAUCUUGAUUCCAAUCACAUUUCCCAUUCUAUCCCUUCAUCUCUGCUUCAUUUACCCAAUUUAAGGUAUCUAUCCAUGGCCUCGAAUCUUUUGGAAGGUCCCAUAUCCCAUGAAAUUCAUAGUUUGAAGUUAAAGCACCUGGAUCUCUCAUACAACAAAUUGAGUGGACCCAUUCCAACUCAGAUUGGUAAUUUGUCAAAUUUAACAUACUUAAAUUUGGCAAACAAUAACUUGAGUGGAAGGAUUCCCCAAUUUGGGAAUUUAACUCAUUUAAGCAUCUUAGAUGUCAGUUGGAAUAAUCUAACGGGCAUGAUUCCUGAAUUUCCAAUUUAUCCGGAGAGCCUCAAUUUGUCAAUGAAUUCACUAUGGGGUCCAAUUCCAGAUGGAUUAUUGCAUUUUGCACCCGACACAUUUACAGGCAACAAGUAUUUAUGUGGUUCCAUUCAAGGCUUUCGUCCUUGCCCUUCAUCUCCAACUGUAAACAAGGAAAGAAAUAGCAAAGUAGUGAAGCACAAUCUGCCUGUUGUUAUUCUGGUUCCAACUUUAUUAUUUUUUGUCUCGACUUUUGUGUUGGUAAUGUUCAUCCUAUUCCGACGAUAUAAAGCUACAGCUUUGAAACCUGAUCCAAGUCCAACAGAAAAUGGAGAUUUAUUCUCUAUUUGGAGCUUUGAUGGAAAGAUUGCGUUUGAAGACAUCAUCAAAGCCACAGAGGAUUUUGAUAUGAAAUAUUGCAUUGGAACUGGGGGUUAUGGCAGUGUCUACAGAGCAGUCUUACCAAGUGGCAGAGUUGUUGCUUUAAAAAAACUCCACCGAUUGGAAGCUGAGCAGCCAACUUAUGAUACAAAUUUCCGAAAUGAGAUCAAGUUUUUAACUGAAAUACGACACAAGAACAUCGUCAAGCUCCACGGAUUUUGUCUCCACAAUCGUUGCAUGUUCUUGAUUUAUGAAUAUAUGGAAAACGGAAGCUUGUUUUAUGCCUUGAGCAUUGAUGAGGAAGCUGUGGAAUUGGAUUGGACCAAAAGAGUGAACAUUGUCAAAGGUGUCGCACAUGCUCUAUCUUACAUGCAUCAUGAUUGCAACCAUCCAAUUGUUCAUCGAGACAUCUCAAGCAAUAAUGUUUUGUUGAACUUAGAAUGGGAAGCUUUUAUUGCUGAUUUUGGGACUGCAAGACUUCUUGAUCCUGAUUCAUCUAAUCGGACUGUAAUUGUUGGAACGUAUGGAUACAUUGCUCCAGAAUUUGCUUAUUCUUUGGUUGUGACUGAAAAAUGUGACGUAUAUAGCUUUGGAGUGUUGGCAUUGGAAAUAUUGAUGGGAAAGCAUCCUGGUGAAUUGUUGUCAUUACUAAUAUCAUCAUCAUCUAGUGUCCAAAAUAUCAUGCUAAAUGAAAUCUUGGACCCUCGAUUAUCACCCCCAAGAAGUCGGAAAUUGGUAGGAAACAUCGCUUUCGUUGCUAUCAUUGCUUUUGCAUGCUUAUGGACCAAACCCAAAGCUCGACCAACAAUGAAAUUAGUGUCCCAAGAAUUCCUACACAUCAAGUCUCCAAUUUCAAUGCCUCUUCAUGAAAUAUCUCUUAUCGAGCUUAAGAAUUAUGAGAUGUUUAUGAGCGGUGAAUGUUACAAAUAAAUAAAUAGUAGUUGAUCUGGUGAAGCAUUUUUAAGUGGAUAUGAAUAUCAUAUUCUCUUAAAUAU